This is a messenger RNA of Phlebotomus argentipes, 2741 nucleotides long. RefSeq names its product inactive rhomboid protein 1 (gene rho-5). Gene Ontology annotation, cellular component: endoplasmic reticulum membrane. The coding region runs from base 23 to 2590 and encodes 855 amino acids. The record is from RefSeq and is a predicted model, not a curated record. Lineage: Eukaryota; Metazoa; Arthropoda; Insecta; Diptera; Psychodidae. Gene Ontology annotation, molecular function: serine-type endopeptidase activity. The transcript is spliced from 4 exons. Gene Ontology annotation, biological process: regulation of protein secretion; regulation of epidermal growth factor receptor signaling pathway.
CUCCACGGCGUCCUUGGCCUCCAUGUCGCUGCUGCCGCAGCAGUCCUCGGGCGCCGCCACGGCCGCGCCCACACCGUCAGCCUCCCAGGCGCCCAUCUCGCCGGUGCCGUCGCUGCUCAACCAGCAGCAGCAGCCGAACUCCUCGGCGGACGACCUCUCGUCGCCGGCGUCGUCGCACAAGCAGCCGCCGCAGCUGCCGGCGCAGGAGCGCACCGCGCCGGGAAUGCUGAACAACCGCUCGCUGGUGCUGCACCACGGCAGCACGUUGACGCUGCAGCGCGGCACAAUGCGGCCGCACAUGCAGCAGAUGCGCAUCUCGCGCAAGCAGCGCGUGAAGAACUACCUGCGCCACGAGCUGGCCAAGUUCUUCGGCGUGGACACGAUGGACGAGGAGCACGAGCGCAUCAAGUGGUCGGAGCGCCAGAAGCGCCUGGCGCUGCGGCGCUUCGGGCCGCUUAACGAGAACGCCGAGGGCGGCGCAUUCCCCAGCGGCGAGCGGCGUGAACAGCACGGCGACAGGCCAGAUAUUCUGCCCGCUCAGACGUCCGAGGAGAUGAGCGUGCGCCAUCUGAACGCCGAUCGGCGGGCGGCUGGCGAGGCCAUCGAGAGGAAGGCGUCGGUGGCGAAGAUGGCCUGGCAGGGCGUCACGUACAUCAUCCACGCGCUGAGCAAGAAGAAUCCGCGCUCCACGUUCCAGUGGUCCAGGAGCUUCGCGCCGCUGCACUGCACGAGCCAGGAGGACCUGAACAGCGACAUGUGCGAGGGAUUGUCGCCUCUGCAGGACGACGAGGUGUUCUUCGACUCUCCCUCGACGCCAGGCGCAGCGCCGGCGACCAAUGGGAGCGUGACCAGCGCGCCGGGACGGCAGCAGAGCGGCCAGAUGAUAGACAACGCGCGGCCGAUUUACAUGGGAGAGCGCGUUCACGGCUGGCGGACAAAGUCUACGGAGUCACAGCUGAUGGGGCAACGUAGCCGCGGCCAGAGGAUCUCGUCGCAGUGUCUCGACGGAGUGGUGGACAAUUCCCGUCGCCCGCUGACGCACUCCCUGAAGCUGCUGCGUGCGCACGAGCUGGACGAUCGCCACGACUAUCGGCCAUUUUUCACGUACUGGAUCAACACGGUGCAGAUCCUGGUGCUCAUCAUCUCGCUCAUCUGCUACGGCGUGGGCCCCAUCGGCAUUGGUAUCGAGCAGAAGAGCGGCCAGGUGCUGGUGACCAGCCUGUCGCUGCAGCAGGUGCAGCACACGGAGCAGCGCAACGUGUGGAUUGGGCUGCGCAACGAUGAUCUGGUGCAUCUGGGCGCCAAGUUCGCCGCGUGCAUGCGGCGCGACAAGAAGAUCCUCGACGUGACGGCCAAGACGCGACGGCAGGAGCGCGAGACGGCGUGCUGCAUCCGGAACGACGACUCCGGGUGCGUGCAAAGCUCACAGGCGGAUUGCAGCAUCCGCGGCCUGUGGCCCACCAAGUCCAUCUCCACGUGGAAGAAGUGGUCGCCGGGCGACUCGGGCCCCGGCGGCCGCAUCUCCGGCUCCGUGUGCGGCCUCGACCCGAAGUACUGCGACGCGCCGGCGUCCAUUGCGCCGUACGAGUGGCCGGACGACAUCACCAAGUGGCCGAUCUGCCGCAAGACGAACGCCUUCUCGCAGCGCUUCCGCUUCAAGGACCACACGGCGGAGCACAUGGUGUGCGAGGUGAUCGGCCAUCCGUGCUGCACGGGCGUGUACGGCGAGUGCAGGAUCACGACGCGCGAGUACUGCGACUUCGUGAGCGGCUACUUCCACGAGGAGGCCAGCCUGUGCAGCCAGGUGAGCUGCCUGAACGACGUCUGCGGCAUGUUCCCCUUCAUGGCGCCCAACUAUCCCGACCAGUUCUACCGCCUCUUCACGUCGCUCUGCCUGCACGCCGGCGUGCUGCACCUCGCCAUCACCGUUGCCUUCCAACACGUUUUCCUCGCCGACCUCGAGCGCCUCCUCGGCCCCAUUCGCACCGCCGUGCUCUACAUUUGCUCCGGCAUCGCCGGCAACCUCACCAGUGCCAUCUUCGUGCCCUACAAGCCGGAGGUGGGCCCUCUGGCGUCGCUGGCGGGCACGAUAUCUUCGCUGUCAGUGCUGCUGCUGCUCAUCCAUUGGAAGCAACUGAAGAAGCCACACUUAGCUCUAGUUAAAUUGUUAAUUAUCAUUGGCACAUUGUUCGGCAUCGGGACGCUUCCGUGGCAGCAGAAUUUCGCCGGUCUCAUCGCUGGGAUCGUCUCAGGAAUCGCGCUGACCGUGGCGCUCGUUCCCUUCGUCAGUCUCACCAAAUACGGACGCAAGAGUAAAAUUAAUCUCGUGUGGUCAAUAAUGCUGUUCUAUUUGGCCACUUAUGUGGCGAUGUUCGUCAUUUUCUACCUGUUUCCGUCAGCCUUCACCAAUCUCGGCUUCGGCGACGUGAUCAACGGCGGGACCAGUUUCGGGGGAAUCAACAAUAUUUACGGAAAUGGCGCGGGCGGCGCGCCCGGCGCCAAUGCGCCCCCUGCGGGCACUUCCGGAACUGGCGGCGGCGGCGGAAGCGUCUCUGGCGGCGCCAAGCAAAUGCUCCUCGGGCAGGCAUGAAAUUACUUCUCCGGAGUUUACACACUCCGUCGCACUUUCCGGUGAGCAUUUCGUGGACGACGCAUUAAUAAGUUAUGAAUAUUGAUGAGCAGAAGAAGGAAGAGAUAUGUAUUCGUGAAUCAAUAAUUAAAAUAAUAAUUUAAAAUAUAUU